Molecule: messenger RNA, 5573 nt
Organism: Carcharodon carcharias (great white shark)
Lineage: Eukaryota; Metazoa; Chordata; Chondrichthyes; Lamniformes; Lamnidae
Gene: bicral
Product: BRD4 interacting chromatin remodeling complex associated protein like
Exons: 13
Coding region: 132-4016 (1294 amino acids)
Biological process (GO): positive regulation of DNA-templated transcription
Cellular component (GO): SWI/SNF complex
Source: RefSeq, a predicted model, not a curated record
CAGGAAAAUGCCCUGAACAGCUCUUACUUUUCAAUGUGUGUUGAGUUGGAUUUUUUUUUGUUCUUGGUCAUCUCGCCCCUGAUUUGAUGGCGAGGAAACCCCGUUGACAAGGCACGCUUCAUGACGUUGUCAUGGAUGAUGACGAUGACCGUGAUCUGCGAGAUGUUAUUGGCGAUGUACAGGCAUUGAAUGAUUUUCUUCAUGGACCUGGUAGUCAAGAAAUAGAUGAGGAUGAUUUGCUCGGUUCAGCCUGCACUAUUGACAACUCUAAUUCACUUUUUGCUGAUGCCAUUAGUGCUGAUCCUACCUCUUCUACUAAAGAUACACAUAACCACAUUGGAGAAGAAUCCAACUCAAGACUGCAAUUAGCAAGUGGUCUGAAUGUUUUGGAGGAACUGGAUACCUCUUCACCUCUCUCAAACUUAAAUGGGGACCAGCCUUUUGACAUUCUGCAGAAGUCUCUUCAAGAGGCCAAUAUCACUCAACAAACCUUACAGGAGGAAGCAGAUUUGGCAGCCGGUAUUACUUCCACCCAGGAGUUUUCUCAAACUCAGCUUCAUGCUGCGUCCUUUUCUCAGGUUUCACAGUUAUCUUCUGGCACUUCAGCAGUAAGAGGCCUGACACAGCAGCAGAUGAAUGUAACACCGGCUCCCAUUUUGCAGCAGGUUUUGCGAACUCCCUUUGUAAAUAAUGAAGCUAAUGUACAGCCUGGGUUUUUUCAACAAAUGGGCAUCAACAGUGUUGCCAUUCAGCAUGUACCCAGCAGCAACCAAGCUGGUGGCAUUGGACCAAUUCAGCUGAUUAGUUCAUUAGAUGCUCAGCAACCUGUAAUGACUGUUAAUCACCUUGAAGGGUCUCAGUUUAUAUCGAAGAGCAGUGGACAGCCAACUGCUCUAACCUCGGUGCCUCUAGGUGGUUACAAUAUGUCAUCUCUUCCCAACCAGCAACAAAUGUCUUUGAAUUCGUCUGGCUUAAGUGAGACUGGUGGAUUGUUGCUUCAGAGAAGAGUGACAGCACUUAAUGGAAACACUUACUAUGGGACCUCUAACAUUGGUCAGGUACCACAACCUAUGUCUGUUCACUUUAGUGGUAAUAAUAUUCAAACAGCACUGCCUUUGCAUAAUAUUAUCAUUCAAAGAGGCCCUGUACCAAGCCAGUCUAAAAUUUCACUUAGUAUUCAACCUAAGCCUGCUCAGAUGAAUCAGCAACAAACAGUUUACAAUGUCAACAACUUGGAAUUGCAGACAGCGUUCAAACUCCAAAAUGAAGUUGCAUUACAGCAACAGCAAAUGCAGCAUGGCCUUCCUUUUUGCUCCACAAACUCUUCUCAGAGUUCAUCAGUGGGCCCAGCAUUGGGUGUUAAUAUUACAAAGCAACAGGUACGUGGAAAGUCCGGUAGACCACAAGUUUUAAAUCAAACUGGAAACAGUAUCAUAAUUCGUCCUCCUAUUGGACAACAUGAACCUCUUGUAUCCCAGAACCAGUUUUUCAUUCCUACCAGCCUAGCAUUAAAUAUGAAUUCAACUGUUCAGCACCUUCAGACUGCAAAUGGACAGAUUCUUCAAAAUCGAACAGUACCCACCCAACUGGUCUCUAGCCAAGUAGCUUCUGAAUGUGUUCUAACGAAUCGGAAUUCUUCCGGUACGAUGCUGGCUACCCAGUCUUUUUCAGGACAAUUCUUGAAUAAUCAGAAUUCUGCUGGACAGUUGGUUUCUGGCCAGGGUGUUAUGGAACAAGUUGUUAAUGCUUCAGGAGGGCAGCUAUUAACAAACCAUGGCUCAUCGCAGCUCAUAACUGGGCAGGUUCCACUCCACCAGGCAUCACCGAUGGUAUUUAAUCUUACAACCAGUCAAGGUGUCCAACCCACUGCUGGCUCAAGCAUUAAUACAGGAAUAUUUAAACAAUCUGGGCAGAAUGCAGUCCAAGGAAGGUCAUUGCAAAACCAGCUUACUGUUUCAAAUACACCUAGUUCAAUGUGCUCCAGCUAUGUGUCUACUGUACAGCCUAUAAUAUCAUCAGCAAGCGGUGGUGACCAUGUCACACAAACAUGUUCCAGUGGUAACAUUGUAAUGGUUUGUCAGGGAGAGCAAUCUCUUGUGACUGUACAGCCUGCACAGCAGCAACCACAGUGCCAGCAACAGUUGGAUAUGAAUCAAAUUUACCGGAUUUCCAAUCCUUAUCACCAAAAUGCAAGUGUAAUGCAGUCCUCACGACAGGUCGUAUUUAACCGGACAGAGAUGCCAAAUACGCAAAGCAGCAAUCAGCAACAAUUUCUGUACUCGCAAGCUCCAAAGAAGAUGAUGGCAACAAGUAAGCACCAACCAGUCACUAGUCACUCCUUGGCUAGCUUGGGACAGCUCUCCAAUCAAGCUUCAGCUUCUCUCUUUGGCAGUCAUACUCUGCCCAGUUCUGUUCCAAAGGCGCAUUCUGGUGAUGGCAUAAGACAGCCCCAUAUACCCAGCAUAUUGAGCAAUGCAGGAAUUCUAGGCAAAGCUACAUGUCUGACUGUGCAAAUGAGCGACAGUCAACUUCACAAAACUGCUGGUACUUUACAACAGCACUUGGGACAGCUGCAUCCACUGCAGGAUAAAAUGUUAGCACAGCCAGAGAUACAGAAAAUUUCACAAUUCGAAGGCCAAAAUGUGGGACAGAAGAGACCUGCAACAAAGCAACUUACUAAAGAAAGUUUGAUUCUUCAGCAAUUGCAAGAAGAACAAAAAAAUGUUCUACAACCUGACUAUAAAACACCCUUCAGUUCACUGGAGGAUGCCAUGCAACGGCUUCUUCCAUAUCAUGUGUUCCAAGGGAAUCUGCCUUCCCAAGAGGAAUUUCAGAAAGAUAAUAAGGAAUCAAAGACUUCACAACAGCUGGAUAAUGAAUUUGAAACUGUCUCAGUGCAAUUGCUAAAACGCACUCAGAUGAUGCUCAGCAAGUACAGAAGACUGUUAUUGGAAGAUGCAAUGCGAGUAAAUCCUUCUGCUGAAAUGGUGAUGAUUGACAGAGUGUUCAAUCAGGAUGAGAAAGCAGCCCUUAACCAGGACAAGCGCUUUUCUUUGGAGGAUUCUGAUGGCUAUUUGGCAAACUUCUGUUGUUCAUCCACCGUUUUUGUAAAACCUGUAGCUGAAACACAACCAUUAACUACAGAUGUGAUGCCACAUAAGUCUUCAGAAAGUAGUAGCAGGCAGUCUACACCAGCAAAUGCUACUAUCAACCAGAAAAGUGCAUCCUCAAGGAUGGUUCAUUUAACUUCUUCUGUGGCAAGUGAGGUCAAGGCAACCACAAACUCUUCCACUAUCAGCCCAUGCACUGCUAAAUCCUACAGCAGCAGCAAAGGGCUAAAACUAACAAUCCAUCCGGAGACAGCUUAUGGAGCUGGAACACAAAGUAAAUCUUCAAAAACUCAAGAGCAGUCAGAUACUGGAAACCAAGGUGAUAAAAUUACUACUGGUCCCUCAUCUGGUUACGUAGAGACUCAAAGCACAAAAAUUUGUGAACCUGUUGUUGGAACUGUCCAAAUACGUAAAGGAGAAGAAGAUACGUCUGAUGUUGAGGAAAAGCACCAUAAUUCUUGUGAUAAAGUCACUGUAGAAGGUCUAAUGAAGGAAGCACUGAACCCUGUUAUUAAUCAGAUUAGUAAUCCCAUUAAAUUGGAACAUAAUGAGGGUGACUCACAGUUGCCUUGGCAUGACCAGUCACAAGACAAAAGUGCUAAAAAUUCUCAACAGCAUGACUUUUCAUGUAUGCAGACUAAAGAUGCAAAAGAAGCACAAUGCGACACAUCACUCCAUGAACAUUUGGAGAGUGCAAUCAAUAGCAUUUUGGAUCUACAACAAGCUCAGAAACCUUCUGACAGUGCUGUCAUCAAAAAUAACUCACCUGACCUUGAAACUCCUCAUUUUUCAGCCUUAGCUCCUGUGGAGAACUAUAUAGAAAAAUGUAUCCCAGAUCAUAAUGAGGGCAUCAGAGAAACAGACUCCAUCUUAGAAGCAGCAGUGAAUAGCAUACUGGAAUGCUGAUAAUGUGACCAUGAAGGAACAGAAAUGAUUGUCAGCUGUGUUGACAACUUAUAAGGAUAAAGUAGCAUGGUCCUCUGUAUUGAGAACAGGUGCAGUUAGUGUUCCGGGAAAGAGGAUAAAUGGAGUAGAAACUAGGAUAUAGAUUUAUUUUGAAGCAAACUAGUUUGAGCUUAGGAAGGUCCAUUGUAGUUUGUACAUUGAAAAUAAUUAUGGUGGCACAAGGUGCACAUUAAGUCUUUUGUUUAAAAGUCGUUAAGAGAAAAUUAAUUUUAUUGAGUUUUGUUUUGAAAGCUCUAAUUUCAUGUAAAAUGUACUCUUCAAUUUCAAGAGUGCUUUUCAGUUUGUGGUAGUAAUUCAUGUUUUUAUUCAUACUUUAAUGUGUAAGUGUUAUUUUUUGGUUCUAUUUGUCUUUCAUUUUAUGUAAGACUUUUUGAAAAUCGAGUGCCAAUAAGUUAAUUUUGAAUAGUUGAUGAGCAACAUUCCCAUUUAAAUCAAAAUUUAAAACUGGAAUUGUUGAUACUGAAGUGAAAGCCCACUUCAUUAUUCAUUUUCCAUUUUUAAUACCACUAAGUAUGAUUAUUUAAGGGAGGCUGCUUUAGGUCUUAAAGGCCUAAAUAGAAAGCACAGUGUGGAUGUCCAUAUUGUGAUCCAUUAGAUUCUAGAUCUAAGAAAUGAUGAUUGCAUUCCCAUUUUGCAGACUUAUUAUUUUUGUCUUGCACACGCAGCAGUAAGCUUCCGUGCAUAAGUGAGGAGCACAAAGUACACCAUUAGAUCAGUGAGGCCUUACAAACUGACUUCACAAGAAGAAAAUGUCACUUAUGGACUAAAUGGUACAGCGUAUUUUGCUUUAAAUAUUCUGAUUUGUGUAGUGUCCAGCUAUGGUCCUCCUUAGAAAUGCUUUGUACACAUUUUUAAAAUAUUUAUAAAGAUUUUUUGUAAAAAAAAAAGAAAAAGGAAAUGUCAAAGUUAUUUUUGUUAUGUUGGUUCAGUAUCUAUAUAUAAAGCAUGGUAAAACAUGAUCUGAAUUAAUUAUUAAGAAGUAUUUUAGUUGAAUGCUAACAAAACACUGAAUCAACUUUUCAAAUGAGCCAAAGAAUUCAACAAAACCAAUUUGUGUUGAUCUUUUCUUUUAAUUUAUUGAAGAUUAUCUGUGUAUUCAAAUUUGUAGCACUGCAGGCUAGUGGCCACCAUUUCUCAAUAUUACAGUUUAUUUGAAUAUUGUGUUGUAAUUAUUUAUUUUGAUAUUAUUUGCACGAGAAGUAACUGAGUCUGUGAUGGAUAUUCCUAGACAGUACAGUAACAGUAAGAAUCUUUGAAUUCUUAAAUGAUGGCAGAAGAUUGGCAUAAAAUGUUUUGAGAUGUGGGGUUUAUUUCUUAUAAAAGGAAGUAUGCUUUGUGAACAGUUAUUUAACUGUUGUCCUACCAAAGAUGAAACCUUCUUAAUUUUUGUCAUGUAUUUUUUAAGGUUAGCAAAUUGAAAAUUUGUAUACACACACAGCAACAAGAGUCCUUGAGUUGAAUCCCCAGCCUUAAAGACAAUAAACUAAGAAAAAGGCA